Messenger RNA from Penicillium alfredii, 333 nucleotides. RefSeq lists its product as uncharacterized. Bases 1 to 333 code for a protein of 110 amino acids. The record is from RefSeq and is a predicted model, not a curated record. The transcript has a single exon. NCBI's taxonomy places the organism in Eukaryota, Fungi, Ascomycota, Eurotiomycetes, Eurotiales, Aspergillaceae.
AUGAGCCGAAUCGCCAAGGAGACGGCCUUGCCACUACGAACCGCCGUCCCACCCCUCAUGAUCGAACAAAGAACGGUGGAACAACGAUGGUGGAGCGGGUUGUCACCAAUGGAGGAACAGGCCUGGCGGAAGGGCGGAUGCUUGACGGCUCCUCCGGAAGCUGUGACAGGCAAUUGGGAGAGCCGGCAGGCAUUCGUCCGGGAACCAUGCUGUGUGCCCCCGAAGGUGACCAUCGAGGACCGCGAAACCGCUGAACAAACACACGAAACAAUUUAUAUGGGGAUACCUACGCCAUUGAUCAUUUAUACCGACGGGAGCGGAUACCAGAGAUAG